Messenger RNA from Perca fluviatilis (European perch), 1004 nucleotides. RefSeq lists its product as uncharacterized. Lineage: Eukaryota; Metazoa; Chordata; Actinopteri; Perciformes; Percidae. The record is from RefSeq and is a predicted model, not a curated record. Bases 28 to 747 code for a protein of 239 amino acids. The transcript is spliced from 2 exons.
GAUAAAUUGAUCAGCUAUCUAACCCAAAUGUAUCAAAUCCAUGAGUGUGUUUCAACAGGUGAAAGGUGCCACGGAAGAAAGAUGUGCAGAGAUUCCAGAAAACCUAAUUCAGAUAACUCCUGGAGAUUGGGUAUACAUCCAAGUGUACAAACGAAGGUGGGACCAACCAAGACGGGAAGGCCCAUUGAAAGUCCUAUUAGUAACACCAACAACCCUCAGAGUAGAAGACAAAUAUGGCAGAAAACAUCAAUUGGAGCUCUAGUUAUGGGAAAUGCUGAGAUGAGAAGUAUGGUCGACACCAUGGUUCUGCCAUGGGCUGAGGUCAACUAUGCAUCCCAACCAAACAGGGCCCAGAUGAUCCAGGAACUGGCUCUGCCACAGCCAGUAGGGACCAGGCACCACAACCUCCCAAUCUCAGCUCCAGCAGGACCAAACCUACAGCACCCAAUCGUACCAGAAGCAGCGCCAAAACCAGGACUGAGAGACGUAGAAUCAUCAGAAACUACGGUGGAUAGUGAUGACAGCACCAUGGCUGAGACGCAGGGGAACAUGUCCACAGCCCCACAAGCUGCCAACAUGACACCAGCAUUACCAGUGUCUGAAUGGGACAGUCCAAUGAUGACCAUGCCAGCAGAAAAUUUCAGGAGGGUGAUGAAAGAACUAUCACCGACGGACACCCAUUAUUAUCGCACCCUGAGAAGAAAACAGCAAGUAGAGCUACAAACUCAAUCAAAUCGAGCAACGUAAAAACCUGAGGAGUAUUGCAAAGGAUCAUGACCAGUGCCAUUAGGGCACAGGAUGAGGAGAUAAAGAAGAGUGGGUGGUAAAGUGGAGACCAACCUGCAAGAAUAAGGGGACAAACCUCUCAGGGGCCCUCUACAACGUAUAAAGUAUCUGGGUUACCCAUCACCUUUGCAAAACAACCGUCAGAUAAAAGCACUGGACAAUCUGUUAAAAUGCACUGGACUCAGUAAUCACACCACUGGUUAAAUAAAAGGGAAAUC